GAGAAGUAGUUUCUUUCGCUCCUCUGUCUCUGUCUCUUUCGCUCCUCUGUCUCUGUCUCUCUGUCUCUGUCUCUCUCUCUGUCUCUCUCUCUCUCUCUCUUUCUCUCCCCUUUCUCCCUUUUUGGAGGCCAGUUUUAGUCACUUUGCAUGAGUACCACCUUAAGUAGCAAAACACAGGAGAAAGAACAAGUCGGUUUUGAAAGGGGAAAGAAGACAGACCUGCCCUGGUAGUUUGAACUUCUGCAAAUUAAUAGAUCAUAAGCCAGAGUGAUUUAAUAAAACCCCAAAAUGUCGAGAUUUGUCCAAGAUCUUAGCAAAGCAAUGUCUCAAGAUGGUGCUUCUCAGUUCCAAGAAGUCAUUCGACAAGAGCUGGAAUUAUCUGUGAAGAAGGAAUUAGAAAAAAUACUUACCACAGCCCCUUCACACGAGUUUGAGCACACUAAGAAAGAUCUUGAUGGAUUUCGGAAGUUAUUUCAUAGAUUUUUGCAAGAAAAGGGACCCUCUGUCGAUUGGGGGAAAAUCCAGAGACCUCCGGAAGACUCGAUUCAACCCUAUGAAAAAAUAAAGGCAAGAGGAUUGCCUGAUAAUAUCUCUUCUGUUUUGAAUAAGCUGGUGGUGGUGAAACUCAAUGGUGGUUUGGGAACCAGCAUGGGCUGCAAAGGCCCUAAAAGUCUGAUUGGUGUGAGGAAUGAGAACACCUUUUUGGAUCUAACUGUUCAGCAAAUUGAACAUUUGAACAAAACCUAUAAUACUGAUGUUCCUCUUGUUUUGAUGAAUUCUUUUAACACGGAUGAAGAUACAAAAAAAAUACUACAGAAGUACAAUCAUUGUCGUGUGAAAAUCUACACUUUCAAUCAAAGCAGGUACCCGAGGAUUAAUAAAGAAUCACUACUUCCUGUAGCAAAGGAUGUGUCCUACUCAGGGGAAAAUACAGAAGCUUGGUACCCUCCAGGCCAUGGUGAUAUCUAUGCCAGUUUCUACAACUCUGGUUUGCUUGACACCUUCAUAGGAGAAGGCAAAGAGUAUAUUUUCGUGUCUAACAUAGAUAAUCUGGGUGCCACGGUGGAUCUUUACAUUCUUAAUCACCUUAUGAACCCACCUAAUGGGAAACGCUGUGAAUUUGUCAUGGAAGUCACAAAUAAAACACGUGCGGAUGUAAAGGGUGGAACACUUACUCAGUAUGAAGGCAAACUGAGACUGGUGGAAAUUGCUCAAGUGCCAAAAGCACAUGUUGAUGAGUUCAAGUCAGUAUCAAAAUUUAAAAUAUUUAACACAAACAACCUAUGGAUUUCUCUUGCAGCAGUUAAAAGACUGCAAGAACAGAAUGCCAUUGACAUGGAAAUCAUUGUGAAUCCAAAGACUUUGGAUGGAGGCCUAAAUGUCAUUCAGUUAGAAACUGCAGUUGGAGCUGCAAUUAAAAGUUUUGAGAAUUCUUUAGGUAUUAAUGUCCCCAGGAGCCGUUUUCUGCCCGUCAAGACCACUUCAGAUCUCUUGCUUGUGAUGUCAAACCUCUACAGCCUUAAUGCAGGAUCUCUGACGAUGAGUGAAAAGCGGGAAUUUCCUACAGUGCCCUUGGUUAAAUUAGGCAGUUCUUUUACAAAGGUUCAAGAUUAUCUAAGAAGAUUUGAAAGCAUACCAGAUAUGCUUGAAUUGGAUCAUCUCACAGUUUCAGGAGAUGUGACAUUUGGCAAAAAUGUUUCACUAAAGGGAACAGUUAUCAUCAUUGCAAAUCAUGGUGACAGAAUUGACAUCCCACCUGGAGCAGUAUUAGAGAACAAGAUUGUGUCUGGAAAUCUUCGUAUUUUGGACCACUAAAAUGAAAAAAUUCUGUGUGUACACUUUAUACUUUAUUAUGGGCUAGUUUCUUACAAUGAUAUGUAUGUAUGUCCUCUAUGAUUCUAAAUAGGCAGGUACUUUACCUCCUCAUUGCAUCCUGCAGGGUUGGUUUUUAAAGUAGUUUUCUGCAGUAUGCUUCUAGUCUAAGGAAAACACAAACGGAGCAAUACUUUGACAAGAAACUUGCUGAUAGUUCAUCUUAAAGUGCAAUAUUAUUUAAUCCUAAAACUGAUCAGCUCUACUGAAAUAUCUUUUAGUGGAAGUCUCACUGAUGCUCACUUUGAAUUGCCAGUGAUUUAAAAAAUAAAGCAGUGAAGCAAUA
Molecule: messenger RNA, 2158 nt
Organism: Perognathus longimembris pacificus (Pacific pocket mouse)
Lineage: Eukaryota; Metazoa; Chordata; Mammalia; Rodentia; Heteromyidae
Gene: Ugp2
Product: UDP-glucose pyrophosphorylase 2
Exons: 10
Coding region: 289-1815 (508 amino acids)
Biological process (GO): UDP-alpha-D-glucose metabolic process; glycogen metabolic process
Cellular component (GO): cytoplasm
Molecular function (GO): UTP:glucose-1-phosphate uridylyltransferase activity
Source: RefSeq, a predicted model, not a curated record